Molecule: messenger RNA, 2922 nt
Organism: Labeo rohita (rohu)
Lineage: Eukaryota; Metazoa; Chordata; Actinopteri; Cypriniformes; Cyprinidae
Gene: rasef
Product: RAS and EF-hand domain containing
Exons: 17
Coding region: 115-2277 (720 amino acids)
Molecular function (GO): GTPase activity; GTP binding; calcium ion binding
Source: RefSeq, a predicted model, not a curated record
CAUUCCACUCACUCAACUCAUAGAGCCACUGUACAAGUAUGAUACCACAAGGUCAACAGCGUUUGAAAAGUCGCUCUUCUGAUGUUUGCUAAAUAAUACGUGUGUGGAGCAGUCAUGGAGUCUGACGCUCAGAAGGAGAGACUUCGCCAGCUCUUCCACGCCUGUGAUGUGGAUCAGUCAGGACGCAUCGAAAAAUGGGAGUUUGUCAAAAUAUGUUCCGAGCUGCACGUCCGGUCCACAGAGGUAGAUGCGCUUUUCUCCAGACUUGACUCCGACCAAGACGGCACGAUCAAUCUGGAGGAGUUUAUCGACGGGUUUCAGGAGUCACACUUCUUGACGGACGAGGAGAUGAGCAGCGAACACGCCGGGGAAAGUUUCUCCGCCGCCUGGGAGGACUUUAAAUCCCGCCUGGGGGAUCAGCUCAAAUUCAUUCCCAGGAAUGAUCAGAUAUCAACUCUGUACCAGAACAUAAGUUUGACGGAGCCCAGAAUUGUCCCUCAGUAUGAAAGAGUUCUUCUCAGUUUCAUCAAAGAGAUCCGAAUACUGAACACAGAAAUGGAGCAUCUGGCACUUGCUGUGAAAAGAGCUCAGGAUCAGACAGCUAUACAGCUGAGUGAGAUGGAGGAAGAGAUGGAUCACCGCAUCCAGACCGCAGAGAGAAACGCACGUCUACAGGAGACUAAAAAAGCUGAGGCGACUCUGAGCAGCAUGAAACACCAGUAUGAGUCUCAGAUAUGUGAACUUCAGCAGAAGAUACAGACUCUGCAGAUGAUUGAAAAUCAAAACAAGAGUGUCAGCCUUAAAGAGGAAACGUCAGCACUGAAACGACAGAACAACGAGCUGUUGCUGCAAAACCAGAAGUUGAAACAGGAGCUUUUGGAGUCCCAAACUAAUAUUGCGUUCUUGCAGAGUGAGCUGGACUCUCUGAAGAGUGAUCUUACAGACCAAAGCAUCAACUUUGAACGAGAUGAGGCUCUUAUGAAGUGUUUCUCUGAGGAGAGAGGUAACCUGGAGAGACAGAUCGAGGUGCUACAGGCGGCGAACAGAAAGCUCCACGACAGUAAUGACAGUCUGCGAGCGGUGCUGGAGAACAGUCAGAGCAAGAGUAAGACUCAGGACAGACGUGAUGUUUCUCUCUUACACCGUGUUAGUGGGAUGUCACCUGGAGUUUACAUGAGCACAAGAAAGAAUGUCUGUUCUUCUUAUUUUGAUCGGUGCUGUAACACGUGCGUGGAUGAGGACUUUGAUCAGUUCGGACUGAUGGAGGAUCUGCACAGACCGAGGAGUGAUUCUUUGGCUCUGGCCCUGUGCGACCCCAUGCGCAGACGCAGCUGUGAGGAAGACAGUCUCCCCGACAGCUGCGUGGACAGCGGCAUGUCUACCCUGCGCUCAAACAACGGCUACGAUUACGAGCACGAGAGAACUUCCUGUCCGAGUCCAGUGCAAGCAGCGGACACCAACACCACUGUGUCUGGAGACACUUCGGAUACAGAGGUUAUGGAAGUGCGAGAAGAGGAAGCGAUCGGGUCGGACAGUGAAUCCGUUCUGAGCUGGACUCCAUCACAACCUGCUCAGAAAAGCGAUGUUACUGCUUCAGGGAAGAAAUGCCUCUCUGCUAUCUUCACAGAGAAAGAGGAGGAUGUGUUGGCAGUGACUCAGCCUCCAUCAGAGAAAGCUUACAGGAUUGUGCUGGCGGGAGACGCAGCGGUGGGGAAGUCUAGUUUCCUCCUUCGCCUCUGUAAGAACGAGUUCAAAGGCAACACUAGCGCCACACUGGGAGUUGAUUUCCAGAUGAAAACUUUGGUGGUGGAUGGUGUUCCAACAGUGCUUCAGUUAUGGGACACAGCUGGACAGGAGAGGUUUCGGAGCAUUGCCAAGUCUUACUUCAGGAGGGCAGAUGGAGUUCUCCUACUGUAUGACGUCACAUGUGAGAAGAGCUUUCUGAAUGUGCGCGAAUGGGUCGACAUCAUUGAGGAUGUGUCCCAGGAUGACAUUCCCAUCAUGCUUGUGGGGAAUAAGACAGACAUGAGAAAGGAAGCUAUUCUGAAUGGAGUUACCUGUAUUCCAACCAGCUAUGGAGAGAAACUGGCCAUGACAUACAGUGCCUUAUUUUGUGAGACGAGUGCAAAGGAUGGAUCCAACAUCAUUGAGGCUGUUCUUCAUUUAGCCCGAGAGGUGACGAAGCACGCUGAUGAACACAAGGAGCCCGUAUCAGUGGCCAAACUGUCUGGAAAUCACAGCAAGAAGAUGUCCAACCCAAACUGCUGCAUGGGCUGAUGCGUGUUGACGUCACAUGACCAACUGACAGCCUGUGUGCAGGUACAAUGCAAGGCUUCUGCACACAGCAAAUUGAAUAUUUAACUAUUCAACUAUUUAUUCAAGUCACGUUGGAUGGGAAAUGUUGUUUAAGAAAUUCAACUGCGUAUUGUCCUCAGGACUAUCUCUGAUGUUUUGCAACGCUGAGUCGCUUGUUGAAGCAAAUCACUGUGAGUCAUGCGAUGCCUUUAACAGACCUGAAUUUCACAGCUUCUGGAUUACAGACAAUUUCUAGUAGCUUAUGGAGUGAACAGAGUUCAGUAUGCUGCACCUUGCCUCUAUUUAUUACAUGAAAAUCCCUUAGCUAAAGUGAACAGGAAUAAUUGAUCUGUAAUGUGUUACAGGGUCAUUGAAAAGUGUGAGUGUGUGUGUGUGUGUGUGUGUGUGUGUGUGUAGAAUGUGAAAGUUGAUUGAUUGAUAAUGUAAAAAAUUCUGUUUGUCAGGUAGAAUUAGACAUUCUAGAAGUAGAACUCGAAACAAAUGACAGAAUUUGUUUAAUGAGAACUGGAAGUUGAUGCUUAAUGCAAAGCAUUUAUUUUUGGCUUGUAGCUUAAUAUUAAAAAUAAAUAUAUAUAUUAAUAAAUAAAUAUAUUUUUGCUCAGUGCU